Molecule: messenger RNA, 2313 nt
Organism: Melopsittacus undulatus (budgerigar)
Lineage: Eukaryota; Metazoa; Chordata; Aves; Psittaciformes; Psittaculidae
Gene: ACTG2
Product: actin gamma 2, smooth muscle
Exons: 10
Coding region: 1075-2205 (376 amino acids)
Source: RefSeq, a predicted model, not a curated record
CUUGAUGAGCUCAAAGCUCUUUUCCAACCUGGUUGCUUCCAUGAUUCCAUGCAGGAUGGAGGCUCUGCUCUUCACCCCCAUAGCAGUAGGGGGUGAAUCCCAGCUGGCAAAGCAGCAAUUCCUUCCAAUUGGUGUUGAAUUGAUCUCAGCUUCUCAUCCCUGAAGGGCUGAGGCUUGAGCUGACCCCAGCAUUGAGCAGAGGGGAGCUGGUGGCAGGUCACUGUCUCCCUCAUCAGCCUUCCCAUUGCCUAAAGAUAUUCCUGUGUUCCUCACGUCAGGAGCCAGCUCCUGCCUAUUGAAUCCCAUUUUAUCACUUAAAGCCACUGAGUCAUCCGGUUAUGGGUCGGGAUGAGCGCUGCUCCCUGUGUCCCACUAACCCAUCCCAUCUCCAGCUGCUCCAGAUGUGAUGGAGACACCUUAAAACAGGGUUGAAGUUGGUGGGAGCUGAGCCCUAACAUCAACCACCCAUUGCAGGAAGGGUUUAUUCCCAGGUUCUAUGUGCUGCAGCCAAGGAAUGAUGCUUAUCUGCGCCUCAGGGGUGGGAACAGACCCAAAUCCCUGCUCCAGCUCCCAGCGCUGGUUUGUCCAUCCUAGGCAGCAGCUGGAGAGGUUUAAAGCGUGAACAUUUCCCUUAUAGGGAGGUGCUGAGGACCGGGAGUCUUGAAAUCCCACACAAAGCAGGGAUUGCCCCCUCCUUUAUCCCACAUCCAUCAGCUUUGCCUGGGGGAUUCUUGGCGUUCCUGGGAGCAUCCCAGGGCCGUGGCCACCCUCCCGAUGCUCCCAAGCACCGGCAGCUGGAUUGGCUGCGGUGGCCAAACCUUUCCUUUUUAGGCUGCACGCCUGCUCCUGCCUGCUUGGAGGCUUUGCUGCUGCGGUCCCAGCUCCGAACCGGCCGUGCCGACGCUUCCCAUCCAUCCCCACUGCGGUGCCGAGGGAUCCUGCAGGGAUCGGGAGCUUGGAGCUGGACCCGUCUGUGCCUGGCUCAUCGGGAUUCGGUCCCAGAGGAAAGGAGCCCUCGCCUCUGUGCUUUUCCCCCCAGGUCCCCCCUGACCACCAGCAGCUCCCGGCCCCACCAUGUGCGAGGAGGAAACAACCGCCCUGGUGUGUGACAAUGGCUCUGGCCUCUGCAAAGCCGGGUUUGCAGGUGACGAUGCCCCUCGCGCCGUCUUCCCCUCCAUCGUGGGGCGGCCCCGGCACCAGGGUGUCAUGGUGGGCAUGGGGCAGAAAGACAGCUACGUAGGCGAUGAGGCGCAGAGCAAGAGGGGUAUCCUCACGCUCAAGUACCCCAUUGAGCACGGCAUCAUCACCAACUGGGAUGACAUGGAGAAGAUCUGGCACCAUUCCUUCUACAACGAGCUGCGUGUGGCCCCCGAGGAGCACCCGACCCUGCUCACUGAGGCACCCCUCAACCCCAAGGCCAACCGGGAGAAGAUGACUCAGAUCAUGUUUGAAACCUUCAACGUCCCCGCCAUGUACGUUGCCAUCCAAGCUGUCCUCUCCCUUUACGCCUCCGGCCGCACCACCGGCAUCGUCCUCGACUCUGGGGACGGCGUCACCCACAACGUGCCCAUCUACGAGGGCUAUGCACUGCCCCACGCCAUCAUGCGCCUUGACUUGGCUGGCCGCGACCUCACCGACUACCUCAUGAAGAUCCUCACCGAGAGGGGCUACUCCUUCGUCACCACCGCCGAGAGGGAAAUCGUGCGUGACAUCAAGGAGAAGCUCUGCUAUGUGGCCCUGGACUUCGAGAACGAGAUGGCCACGGCUGCCUCCUCCUCCUCGCUGGAGAAGAGCUACGAGCUCCCCGAUGGGCAGGUCAUCACCAUCGGCAACGAGCGCUUCCGCUGCCCCGAGACCCUCUUCCAACCCUCCUUCAUCGGCAUGGAGUCAGCCGGCAUCCACGAGACCACCUACAACUCCAUCAUGAAGUGUGACAUUGACAUCCGCAAGGAUCUUUACGCCAACAACGUCUUGUCCGGCGGCACCACCAUGUACCCUGGCAUCGCCGACCGCAUGCAGAAGGAGAUCACAGCCCUGGCUCCCAGCACCAUGAAGAUCAAAAUCAUCGCCCCACCGGAGCGCAAGUACUCGGUGUGGAUCGGAGGCUCCAUCCUGGCGUCCCUCUCCACCUUCCAGCAGAUGUGGAUCAGCAAACCCGAGUACGACGAGGCCGGACCCUCCAUCGUCCACCGAAAAUGCUUCUAAGCCCCCUUCUCACCCCAUGGUGGCCCCAACCACCCGGCUGGGGCCCCCUGCUCCUCCUCGGUCCCCACUGCUCCUCCCCACCGCGCAUUAAAGCCUUUUCUCCAGGUU